GCAUAUAAGGGAAAUGAUCAUUCAUGCAAGAAAUACGUUAGGCCUUAUCCGAAGAGAAGUCAUCAAUCCUGUCAUUACAGUAAACAUAUGACGUUUAACGUUAGUAGUACGAAAAGGGAACUUCUGUUGCGAAAAACCAUGUAGUAGGCGGAAACCAUGGAAACGGAUAUUUUCUUAGACGCUUUCUGUUGCCAUGGAAACAAUCACAGUGUUCGAAGGCGGCGCUAAACUGCGACGUUAUGCUAUACCUUAGCAUGCUAGCUAACUUGCCUUAAAAUGUCUAAAGCGACCUACCUUAGACGUUUUCAACAACGGCGUUAAUGCGUUUUUAUUGUGUAGUUUGUAUUUUACUCAUUUCCGGGGAAAGUUUGUUCCAAAAAAUAUCAAUUAAAAGAAUUCGAGAUAGUGUAACAGCUAAACCUGUCCCAUGCUUGGGCUAAUACACUCAUGACGUCUUGCUUAACAGGAUGCCAGGUAUUGCAGUAGCCUGUUAUUCAACACCUGCUUCAUAACCAUGCAGGAAGCUGUGAACUUGGAAGCCCAGCUGGCCUGUAAAGAACGAGAAUGGAAAGAACUUCAGGCUUUGCGGAUCCAACAACUGGAGACCGCUCUAAAUGAUGCCACAUCAGAGCUCUCGGCCCAGAAAGAGCGGUUCCUCCGUUUGCGGGAUGACUUUCAAUACAACUUGCGUGUGUUGGAAGAACGGGACAAAGAGCUGGAGCGUUACGAUGCCUUUGCAGCCCAUGCUCUGACCGAGGACAGUGCCAGACGGGAAGAAGUCAGUGAGCUGAGGAUUGAGAUAGCAAAACUCCAGGAUGCUCUGGAGGAACACAGGAGAAUGAAAGAUGAUUUGGAAUUGCAGUAUCAGAAGAGGGGAGUCGAGCACCGCCUGAAACUGGAAAAGGUGCAGAGGGCGAUGGAAGGCGAGAUUGAGAAACUCAGGGAGUAGAAUGAAACUUUGAGACGGGAUCUCCAGAGACGAAUUCGAGAGUCUGAUGGGGAGCUGGCGCUGCAGAAACAGGAAAUGAUGUCAGAUUUUGACAGCGAGAUGAGAAGGCGAGAACAUGAGUUCAGUCUGAAGCUGGAUGAGAUGAACAAUGUUAUUCUUUCCCACGAGCUUCAAGAAAAGCUUUUGAACAAAGAGCUGGAGGUCCACGCCAAAGCUCACAGUCAGGUCACUGAGGCUCUGCAGGCAUCUGAGGAACUUUACCAGCAGGCUCAGAAAGAGGUCCAGCGCAAAGAUUGGGAGCUGAAAAACACCACUGCGAUGAAAGACUCCAGGAUAAAAGAGCUUGAUGACAAACAACAAAUGGAGAGAAAUUAUAAGAACGACCGGGAAGCCUACAACCGGAAGCACGCAGAGCUAGAACGGAGGUCUCGGGAGAGCGAGGAUGCCCUGGACCUCAUGAGAGAAGCUCAUGCCAGGAAUCUCCUGGAAGAGAAGGGCAGGACCUCAGAACUGCAAGCCAAACUGGACAGGCUGAACCUGGAGCAUGAGAGGAGAGAAAAGAGCCACAUGGAUGACCUCAGCCAUAAAGACCAGCAGAUACAGGAGCUCAGAACACAGCUGGAAACAACUCGAUCUGGCUGGGAUACUUACAUCACUCAGGUCUCCAAAGAAAUGGUUGCCAAGGAUACAGAGCUGCUUGCUGGAGGAGAGAGUGAGGCCAAAGUGAAAGCAGAGCUACAAAAGUGUAAGGAGGAUGUGGAGAGGUAUAAGCAGCAGGUGGCUAGUGGUCUGCAGAGGGAACAGGCACUGGAGCAAAAGAGAGUUCAGUUGGAAUUGGACUGGGAACAUCGUUGUGAGGGGGUGCGUUCUGAACAUUACCUGAAGAGUGAGGAGCUCAUCCAAAGCCUGACACAGGCCAGAGAUCAGGUAACAGCUGAGUUAAGAGAGAAGGAACGUGAGUUACAGGAGACAGUGGCUUUGCUGAAAAGUGUCACCGUAGAGAGAGACCAGGCACUUCGAGGAACCAAACCAGCACCAACUGGAACUCAGGCUUCUGCAGUGCACAGCAGUAGUUUCCCUUCAGAGGAGAUCAGGAGACUCCAGCAGCAGAACAGUAGUCUUAGAAGUGUAGUGGCUGAAAUGAGGAAAGAUAUGGAGAACCUGUGCAAACAGAUGCCACCAUAUCAGAGCCAGAACCCAGCCAGGAGCAAAGAUACAGAUCCCAGCACUGCAGGUACUAUAGAGUACACUCAGGCUUUGGAGAAGGAAAUCAAGGAGCUCAAGGCCAGAUGUCGUGAUCUUGAGGGGCGGUUGGAGGAGGCUUCCAAGACCGUCAAUAUUUCCAACACUCCGGCCUUUACACUUCCUGUUUCCCCUGACAAUGCUUACCUCCAAAACCAUAUCAGAUCCCUCAAUGAGACCAUAGGUGGGCAGCGAGCAGAGAAAGUGGCCAGUGCAGCUGCUCUGAAGAAACAGGAAGUGAGACUUGCCCAUUUGGAGUCUGCUGUGUAGCAGCUCACCCAACAAUGUCAUUCAAAACACGUUGAGAAGGAGGGGUUACAUCUGGAGCUGGCCAAUCAGAAGAGGGCAGCAGCAGCAAACGACGCCAAGCUAAAGCAAAUAUUGGCUGCAACUGAGCUGGAGUUACAGGAAGUGAGAAAGGAGGCUGAAGAGUACCAGAAAGGCAGUUUGCUCCAUAACUUAGAGAAUGUGGCCCUUGGAAACCAGGUAUCAGCAUUAAAGGUGGACCUUGCAAGCAGGAGAGAGCCCAUUGUUCUUAUCCAGAGUGAGACCGUGAAGAUGCUCCAGGAGGAGAACCUGUCCCUGAGACAGCAGCUGCUGUUAGGAAGAUCAGCCAGAGGGGGCGCCCUGGGUGAUGUCGCUCUGCUUCAAUCGAAGCUCAAACAGGCUGCACGCUUGAUCUCCAGCCUCAGUCAGGACAAGCGGCAGCUCAUUGAAAUGGGAAACAGGCUCCGAGCGCAGCUGAUAGAGGCAGGAAUAGAGGUUCCUCGGGACCCAAAAAUCAUAAUCAAACCAAGCAAUGUUCCAGAACAAAGCCUGGUGGGAAAAGACCCCUGCCAGUCUGAGCAUGGGCUCCGGUCAAAGAGUCGCUUAUCUACCUUGGAACAGCUACAGUACCAGUUAACCACUCAGGAACUACAAUAUGCUCAGAGAGAUCAGAAUAAGAGAAAGCCUAUCGUAGUUCAUCCUCGGUUCUCGGACAGCGAGAGUUCAGAGAAACACAGAUCCAUCAACCCAUGGGAUCCACCUGCCAGAAGCAAGUUUGUGGGUAGCAAAGAAAACACAUCCCCACAACCAAACCACUCUGACCAUGUCCUGCUGUCGUCUGUGGGCACAGACGAGUCUCUACAGGAAGUGUGGAAGAUGUUGGAUCGAGGUUUGAGUUCAUCUCUGUUUUCUCCAAGUGAAAGCGAGGACAAAGGCAAUGUGGCUGCAGACAAGAGAGCGCAAGAUAGUGCCCGUGAGCAACCUACUCCACUGGUCAGCGUAGAAGGCACAAAAGCAUCACUCCAAGAAAAGAAACAAAGUCGAACAUUUGUACAUGAACAAAAGACACGGCCUGUUGGAAAUUUAGGAAGGAUUCGAAAUUACAACAUUAAAGACUAAAAAAGACAUCGAUCCUCAUGAGCCAUUUUUUAUGAGGGAAUACACAAGUACUGUAGGCCUAUUUUUUAUUCUGCUUUUUUGUAACUUGUUUUAAUAAAUUAUUGUAUGAUGUAAACAACAUAAAUGUAAAUCACCAGUCAUUUGUUAUGAUCAUCAAGAGAUUUAUACAUAACGUUUUCUCUAUAAUGUUACGUUUUUCCAAAGAAUUUACACACAUUUAAAAAAUAUGUUAAUAAAAAAGUGUCUAAAUGUAUUCAGAUGGUUCUCGCAUAAGUAUUUAAAUAUUCAUAUGCUUUACAUGCUGUAUAAUGUUGUUUUUAUAACUAAUAUAAACAUUUUGUGAAUUCGUUUCUUUGAACGAUAGCAGCUCCUUUCAGAGGCCCGCCUCCUUGAUUUACGUCGCAGUCUCAGCAGGUGUAGGAUUAAACUCCUCCCACAGCAUUGUACCCACAUCACCCUAUCUCCUAGCAACACCCUUGCAUUCAUUCUGAUUGGCUUCUUAUGCACACCUCCGCUCACUGAUUGGUGCGUUUUGUUCACUGGUAACCGUCAAAAAUUCAGUCACGCAGUCUCUCACGUGUCUCAAGUGAUCAGCAGCGUCACCAAACGAUCAGCAAAACACAAAAGGCUUGUUCGACUUGAUGCGGCGCCGCAAGAUCAGAACACGU
Molecule: messenger RNA, 4245 nt
Organism: Triplophysa rosa
Lineage: Eukaryota; Metazoa; Chordata; Actinopteri; Cypriniformes; Nemacheilidae
Gene: ccdc57
Product: coiled-coil domain containing 57
Exons: 20
Source: RefSeq, a predicted model, not a curated record